Rhineura floridana is the source of this 940-nucleotide messenger RNA. It is a transcript of the gene TMEM86B, whose product is annotated as transmembrane protein 86B. The transcript has 3 exons. The coding region runs from base 1 to 702 and encodes 233 amino acids. Lineage: Eukaryota; Metazoa; Chordata; Lepidosauria; Squamata; Rhineuridae. Gene Ontology annotation, cellular component: membrane. The record is from RefSeq and is a predicted model, not a curated record.
AUGGAUAUCCUGGAGGUAGAUGCCCACUACAGGAGAAAGGUGGCAGCCAAUACAAGGAGCCUGCUCUAUAAGCUGCUGCCUUUUAUCCUCUUUUGCGCUUUGUACUUCAUCCUCUGGCUUCCUGAGACCACCGUGCUGAGUGCUGUCGUCAAGUGCCUCCCAGUUCUUUCCCUGGCCGCCUUCGUGGCCUCCUACUCCUACAGUGUUGGCGUCUGGACACCGUACAUCCGCCGCAUUUUUCGAGGCCUGCUGUUCUCGGCAGUGGGGGACAUCUGCUUGGUGUGGUCAGAACUUUUCUUUCUAGGGGCAGCUGCCUUUGCUGUGUGCCAUAUCUCCUACAUCUCAGCCUUUGGCCUGCGUCCCUUUCGGCCUCUCAUCUUCCUCAUGACUCUGGGGUCUAUGGCUGCGAUAUACACCAUCCUUCUGCUCCCCUGCUUGGAGGGCAUCGAUGUCCAUGCUGUGGCAGCCUAUAUGGCCAUAAUCGGCAGCAUGGCCUGGCGCGCAAUGUCUCGUCCGGAACGUCAGCUGAGCUCUUUGGUUGGAGGCGUGAUUUUCAUAGUCUCGGAUCUGUUUGUUGCCCUUAAUCAGUUCUGCUCCACGGUGCCUCAUGCCCGCAUCCUGAUCAUGACCACCUACUUCGCUGCCCAGGUCUUGAUUGCAGUGUCUGUGGCCUCUCAUAAGAUCUCCCAGAAAGAGAACUGAACACAGGAGUUGGGCUGUUGUCACAUGGAACAUUUUGUGCAGAGAGAAGACCACAAGAAUCCUGCCUCUUGACUCCUUCGCUCUCAGGUUCAACUUGCCCUUCACUUCCCCCAAAGAAGCUAAGCAGCUCUGGCAGACAGGCACUUUUCUGGAUUCCUUGCAGAGAUCUUUCAGUUGUGCUUUAUUCCAGACCAUUCCAACAGCCACUCCGUAUGCUGUGUCGCACCUACACACAUAU